Molecule: messenger RNA, 1287 nt
Organism: Penicillium longicatenatum
Lineage: Eukaryota; Fungi; Ascomycota; Eurotiomycetes; Eurotiales; Aspergillaceae
Product: metalloendopeptidase WSS1
Exons: 2
Coding region: 1-1287 (428 amino acids)
Source: RefSeq, a predicted model, not a curated record
AUGCGCGAACUAGACCCUCUCAUAUCUGAAUACAGACAUGAGAAAAAGCGUCCACGUGAAGCAGAGGCACUUUUCAUCCUGCGGAAAGUGGCCUCCAUGGUCAAACCGAUCAUGCGCCAGCGCGCCUGGAGAGUGGGUGCCCUUUGCGAGUUCUAUCCAAGCCAAAGCAACCUUCUGGGUCUGAAUGUCAACCAUGGCCAAAAAAUUUGCCUGAGACUACGGUAUGGUUCGGAUCAAAAGCAGUUUCUUCCUAUUGAACAGAUUACGGACACGAUGCUACACGAACUGAGCCACAUUGUCCAUGGACCGCACAAUCGGGACUUUCAUGCACUGUGGAAUCAGCUCCGUGACGAGCAUGAGGAACUUGUGAUUAAGGGGUACACAGGAGAAGGCUUCCUUUCCCAAGGCAAGCGCCUGGGCGGAGCCAGAAUACCCCUGGAUGAAGCUCGCCGACAGGCCCGUGCUACUGCGGAAAAGCGACGUAUCCUCGCCAAAAACUCAGGGAAGAGGCUCGGUGGUGCUCCUGUGCUUCGCGGCACAGACAUGCGCAAAGUUAGAGCGGAUGCCGCCCAGCGUCGCCUCGAGGUGAUGAAUGGAUGUGCGUCUGGAACAGACCGAGAAACCGAACUUGUGGAGGAGGAAUCCAGAAAUGGAUUCAGAACAAAAGCAGAAGAAGAUGAUGCGAACGAAGAAGCUAUUCUUCAAGCCUUCAUUGAAUUGAUCCAAGAAGAGGAACGUGAGAAGUAUGGGUCUUCGUAUGUGCCUCCGAGCCAGGAGAACCCGGCAGGACCGCGAACAGAAUCAUCUCUGCCCAAGUCAUCUGCCAGGGAUACGGCAAAAUCAUUGCUGUCGAAGAAAACACCAGCUGUUUCGUCCAGCUCGACAACUGCCAACAAUAGUUCCUAUGACGCUCCGUGGACAUGCCCGAUGUGCACAUUGGAAAACCCAUCCAAUUUUCUAUGUUGUGAUGUCUGUGCUUCAGAAAGACCGACUCCUACAAAUACCAACGUAGCCAAGGGCUCGAGUAGACAAACGCCUGCGCAGAGUGUUCGCGCAGAACCAGAAAAUCAGAAGAAGCGCGCUCUGCCAGAUGAUACGGGAGCAAAACUCGACCCUGCUCAUGGUACAUUCGCAUUCAAAAACCGUACUCGCGCAUUGGAUACUCUUUCAUCUCUAGACCGGGAUGCCAACAAACGACCACUAGGGUGGGUUUGCUCAUGCGGCACUUUUAUGGAGACUCAAUGGUGGACAUGUUCCCUAUGUGGGUCAAUGAAGCCAUCUUCAUGA